This is a messenger RNA of Peromyscus eremicus (cactus mouse), 4226 nucleotides long. It is a transcript of the gene Mamdc4, whose product is annotated as MAM domain containing 4. The coding region runs from base 137 to 4123 and encodes 1328 amino acids. NCBI's taxonomy places the organism in Eukaryota, Metazoa, Chordata, Mammalia, Rodentia, Cricetidae. Gene Ontology annotation, molecular function: protein binding. Gene Ontology annotation, cellular component: membrane. The transcript has 28 exons. The record is from RefSeq and is a predicted model, not a curated record.
CUGUGCCUUCCCUAUGGGGUGUUUCUUAUCAAGAGCCCUUUCCCCUCCCUGGCGUGCAGGGGCUCUGUGGGGCUAGGAAGGUGGGAAGGCAUUUUGUUUACUCUUGAUGUAGAGGCACAGUGGCAGUUCUUGGUAGAUGUCAUGUUCCUCUCUAUAUGAUCUCAUAGGGCUGAGCCCUGAAGUCAAAUCGGCUAGUCCCUUGGCCUGCUUGGUCUGGGGUUUCUCUGGACAUAGAAUUUAUACUGUUCAAAGCAGCCAGUCAGAGCUGGCAGGAUGGCUCAGAAGGUACAGGCAUUGGCUGUCAAGCCUGAGGGCAUUUGUUCGGUCCCUGGGUCCCACACAGUGGAAGGAAAUAAACGACUCCCACCUCAGUUGUCCUCUGACCUCCACACCUCUUGCACAGCACAUAUAUGGACACAAAUGCAUACAUCUAUAUGUUUUAAAACUAAAAACAGCCAGCCACACCUUGCCCUCCGCUCACUUGGCUGUUACUCUGCCAGCUGCACAAUCCCUAGGCAAGACCUGGGUGCCCAGCCACUGCAGAAGUCCCAUCGAAGCUGUGUGCAACUUUGUGUGUGACUGUGGAGACUGUUCAGAUGAAGCCCAGUGUGGUUUCCAUGGUGCUUCAGCUACCCCAAGCAUGAGCAUCCCUUUCACCUGCAACUUUGAGCAGGACCCCUGUGGCUGGCAGGACAUCAGCACCUCAGGCUACAGCUGGCUUCGAGACCGGGCAGGGGCAGUGCUGGAUAGUCCUGGGCCUCGUUCUGACCAUACACAUGGCACUGACUUGGGCUGGUACAUGGCUGUGGGAACCCACAAUGGGAAGGAGGCAUCCACUGCGACUCUGCGUUCCCCUGUCAUGCGUGAGGCAGCUCCUACCUGUGAACUGAGGCUCUGGUACCACACAGCCUCUAGAGAUGUUGCUGAGCUGCGGCUGGAGCUGACCCAUGGUGUAGAGACACUGACCCUGUGGCAGAGCUCAGGACCCUGGGGUCCUGGCUGGCAGGAGCUGGCAGUGAACACUGGCCGUGUCCAGGGUGACUUCAAAGUGACAUUUUCUGCCACCCGAAAUGCCACACACAGGGGUGCUGUGGCCUUGGAUGAUGUGGAGUUUCGGGACUGUGGGCUACCCAGUCCUCAGGCCAGCUGCCUCCUGGGGCACCACCACUGCCAGAACAAGGCUUGUGUGGAGCCCCACCAGCUGUGUGACGGGGAAGAUAACUGUGGAGACAGAUCUGAUGAAGACCCGCUCAUCUGCAGCCAACACAUGGCCACUGACUUUGAGACAGGCCUGGGACCGUGGAACCAGUUGGAGGGCUGGACCCGGAACCACAGUGCUGGCAGCAUGGUGAACCCUGCCUGGCCCCACCGAGAUCACAGCCGGAAUAGUGCAUAUGGCUUUUUCCUGGUCUCUAUGGCCAAGCCUGGCACCACGGCUGUCCUCUUGAGCCCUGAGUUCCAAGCCUCAGUCCCCUACAACUGUUCGCUCACCUUCUAUUACUACCUGCAUGGGUCUGAGGCCAGCCGCUUCCAGCUGUUCCUGCAGGCACAGGGGCUCAACACCCCCCAGGAUCCUGUCCUGCUGCGGAGCCACCAUGGAGAGCUGGGGACAGCCUGGGUCAGAGACCGUGUUGACAUUCAAAGUGCCCAUCCAUUCAGGAUCCUUCUCACUGGGGAGACUGGUCCAGGAGGCAUCGUGGGCCUGGACGACCUCAUCAUGUCCAAUUACUGCAAACUUGUCCCAGAUGUGUCCACAAUGCAAUCACGUUGUGGAUCUGAGGCAUUAGCCCUCUGUCCCCAGACAUCCAUGGAGCUGCCUCAGGAAGCCUGUGAGCCUGGACAUCUCUCCUGUGGAGAACUGUGUGUGGCCCCGGAGCAGCUGUGUGAUUUCCAGCAGCAAUGUGCAGAGGGCGAGGAUGAACAGAAGUGUGGCACCACAGACUUUGAGUCCGCCUCUGCUGGGGGCUGGGAGGACACGAGUAUAGGAAGGCUGCAGUGGCAACGGGUUGCAGCCCAGAACAGGAAGCUUGCCAGGGAUGCUGACCGGGAUGUUCCUGGGCACUUCCUGUCUCUACAGAAGGCCUGGGGGCAGCUAAGAUCUGAGGCCCGGGCUCUCACACCUGCCCUGGGCCCCUCAGGCCCUCGCUGUGAACUCCACAUGGCUUACCGUUUUCACAGUCAUCCCCAAGGCUUCUUGGCACUGGUUGUGGUGGAGAAUGGCUUCCGGGAGCUGGUGUGGCAGGCCCCAAGCAGCAGCAGCAGCAAGGGCUGGACCGUGGAGAAGGUUCUUCUUGGGGCACGGCACCGGCCAUUCCAGCUAGAGUUUGUGGGUCUGGUGGACUUGGAUGGCCCUGGCCAGCAGUGGGCUGAGGUGGAUAAUGUGACCAUGAGAGACUGCAACCCCACAGUGACCACCGAGAGUGACCAAGAGGUCUCCUGUAACUUUGAACGGGACUCCUGCAGCUGGCACCCAGGCCACCUCACAGAUGCCCACUGGCACCGUGUAAAAAGCCAUGGUUCCGAGUACGACCACACCACUGGUCAAGGCUUUCUCAUGUUCCUGGAUCCCACAGACCCACCUGCUCGUGGACAAGGUGCCCUCUUACUCACAAGACCCCAGGUGCCGCUUGUCCCCAAGGAAUGUCUCAGCUUCUGGUACCACCUGUAUGGGCCCCAGAUUGGGACACUGCGCCUGGCCAUGAAGAAGGAUGGGGAGGAAGACACACUACUGUGGUCCAGGUCAGGCACCCAUGGUAACCGCUGGCACCAGGCUUGGGUCACUCUUCACCAUCAGCUAGAGGCUAGCACCAAGUACCAGCUGCUGUUUGAAGGCCUCCGGGAUGGGUACCAUGGCACAAUGGCCCUGGAUGACAUGGCUGUACGGCCAGGCCCCUGCUGGGCCCCCAAGAGCUGUUCCUUUGAAGACUCUGACUGCGGCUUCUCUCCAGGGGGCUUGGGGCUGUGGAAGCGCCAGAGUAAUGCCUCAGGCCAUGCUCCUUGGGGUCCUUGGACAGACCACACCACAGAAACAGCCCAAGGGCACUACAUGGUGGUAGACACCAGCCCAAAUUCACUGCCCAAGGGUCAUGUGGCCUCUCUGACUUCAGAGGAGCACCAGCCCCUGACCCAGCCUGCCUGCCUGACCUUCUGGUACCAUCUGAGCCUCCAUAACCCAGGCACCCUGAGGGUACACCUGGAAGAGAGCACAAGGCGCCAGGAGCUCAGCAUCAGUGCCCAUGGUGGAUUUGCCUGGCGUCUGGGCAGUGUGAAUGUGCAGGCUGGGCAGACCUGGAGGGUAGUGUUUGAGGCUGUGGCUGCAGGUGUGGAGCAUUCCUACAUGGCUCUGGAUGACCUUCUCCUCCAAGAUGGGCCCUGUGCUCAGCCAGGGUCCUGUGACUUUGAAUCCGGGCUGUGUGGGUGGAGCCACCUUGCUUGGCCCAGCCUAGGUGCAUACAGCUGGGACUGGAGCAGCGGAGCCACCCCAUCCCGCUACCCCAAACCCACAGUGGACCACACCCUAGGCACAGAGGCAGGCCACUUUGCUUUCUUUGAAACCAGUGUGCUAGGUCCUGGGGGCCAAAAAGCCUGGCUUCGCAGUGAGCCACUGCCAGCAACUACAGCGUCAUGCCUCCACUUCUGGUACUUCAUGGGCUUUCCUGAGCAUUUCUAUAAGGGUGAGUUGAGAGUGCUCCUGAGCAGUGCCCAAGGCCAACUAGCUGUGUGGGCCCAGGGCGGGCACUUGCGGCACCAGUGGAUACACGUCCAGAUCGAAGUGUCCAACUCUGAGGAGUUCCAGAUUGUUUUUGAAGCCACUCUGGGUGGCCAGCCAGCUCUGGGGCCCAUUGCCCUCGAUGACGUGGAGUACUUGGCAGGGCGGCACUGCCAGCAGCCUCCACCUAGCCAGGGUGAAAGGGCAGCACCUGUGUCUGUGCCUGUAGCUGUUGGGGGGGCCCUCCUCUUCUUCAUGUUCCUGGUGCUCCUGGGCCUUGGGGGUCGGCAUUGGCUACAGAAACAGCGCUGCCCCUUCCAGAGGAGUACAGAUACAGCAACCUCUGGUUUUGACAAUAUCCUCUUCAAUGCGGAUCAAGUUACCCUCCCGGAAUCUAUCACCAGCAGCUCAUAGACCAGACAAGGCCUGGCCCCUCAUGCCAACUCGCACAGCAUUCGGCCCUCACAGAUACCCAAGCUUCUACAGCUCUUCCUCCGUCUGGUGGCUUUGCCCUCUG